This is a messenger RNA of Lachancea meyersii CBS 8951, 990 nucleotides long. The record is from the annotation of a GenBank genome assembly. Lineage: Eukaryota; Fungi; Ascomycota; Saccharomycetes; Saccharomycetales; Saccharomycetaceae.
AUGGGUAUUCUCAAUGCCCCAGGUAUUAUAAGAGUCAAAAGGAAGAGAGAGGAAGACUCUAUACAAGCGCUACUCCUCCAGGAGAAUGAGUCUGCCAAGCGAGGAAGAUUCGUAUUCAAGCUUGCGAAAACUGUGGAAACGGGGUCGGACGUGCAAAACCAAGAGCUGGAAACGCCUUUGUUAAAGCUCUCGAACGUUGGGAACGCCAGACAUUUCGUAUUAGAGCAACGGAAACGCAAGCACGAAGCGCAAGAACUGCCAGUAGAGAUCUCAGAAAUGCUUAACAAUUAUCUGAGUCUGGCGCCCUCAAAAACAGCAGAAAUUACCAAAUUGAAGAGACCUAAUCGCAGAAAAUCGGGGCCAGAGGUCAAGCCCGAGUCUCUGCCGUCACUUUCGUACGUUUACGAUAUCUAUUACCGGGAAGUGGUUCCGGAAGAUGAGUUUGUGUUUGACCCCAGCACAAUUGGGUAUAUCAGAAUUGUAGAAGACAGCGGCGAUCUGCUGGCGGAAGACGACGACGACGACAGAAGCGAGGUGUUUUCGGAUGACCAGGAUUCCAACGAAGAAUCUUUUUACCAGAACGACUAUCCUGAAGAUGAGGACGAUGAUCGGUCGGUGCUGUUUGGAAGCGAGGCAGAUCUGGAAGUGCGUCGAAAUGAGGAUGACGGCAGCGAAGAGUCCGAGGCUGAACAGUUGGAAGCGGACACCAUACGCAAUCACAUAGUGGCAAGUCUUGGAGACGACGAGACGGAUGCGCUAUUUGAACGAUACGCUGAGGCUCCGGACCUGCUGAAGACCGCGGGAGCCAAUUAUUUCGAUCUGGAUGACGAUGACCAUGAUGAUGAAAGUUCGGAGCUGGAGAGCGACGACGGCAAUGACGCAGGUAACCACAAAAGGCACAUUUUUUUCCCAUCUGAUGCAGAGGAUCCGAUGGCAAUGCACCGCGAUAAGAUAUUUGGCAAGCUGGAAAACAUGAUUUCAAAAAGGUGA